CGACAAAAAAAGGAAUGGCUAGAAUCUUGAACAUAAUUUAACCCUUGAACCUUUCUGUGCCUACAACAGCAGCUGCAAAAGCUAAGCUUUGAUUACUAAAAUACUAACUACAACAGCAGGUUGCAGAAUCAUGGGAGGAGGAACCAUGCAAUUCGACCUUCCAAAGUUUCAGUUCAAUUCUCCUUCCUCUGCUCCCCCUUCUGUUUCUUCUCCCUCUCCAAAUAAUCUCAACCUUUCAGUCCCAUCCAAUUCUUCUUCUCCUUCUUCACGUCAAAAUGAAAUUUGUAAAAAACUAGAGGCUGUAGCUGGAAAGGAAAAGAAAACAGGAACUGGGUCCUUCAAUAAUUUUAUUUUGGGACCAGUUCCAUCCCAACCAGAAGUUGAAAAUGCCUUAGCUGCUCUCCAGAAUUUCAUACACGGGGUUUCUUCAUCUAGACCAGAAUUCAAAUGGAUGAAGCCUCUUUUGGAUGGCUGUGACUCUAGAGAGUUGCUAUCUCAAGGUCUCGGCAGAGUUUACGAUGGGUUCAUCUUGCUCAUGACUGAGCCAUCUAUAAAGAGGCUGGUCGUUUCGCUAUCAUCUGAUAAAGCUGUUUGGAAUGCUAUUAUGAACAACGAGUUGGUUCGGAAGCUCUGUGACUCGCCUGAGUCUCCACAUCCUGCAGUUGAAAAUAGGUCUGGGAAUUCUAGCUCUGAAACAGACAUCGGCAAUGACAUUUUGCAGUGGAUUUUGGACGUUGCAAAAGCUAAAGUUACAGAGCUUGUAUUUCGAUUCCAAUCUCUUUUGAACGAGGUUUUUCAAACUGAUAAGAGAGAGAAGACUAAUGAAAAAAGAAGAGAUCAGUUUGAGGAAGAAAUUAGAUCAUCGUUGAUUCUCUCAGUGGCGAUAUUGCUGAUCGUGAUUGUAGCUCGGUUUCAAAGAUUCUAAUCAACACAACUUAAAACCUCUGCAUUGAAUCUGCAUACUGUAAAUGUAUAACAAUAGGAAAGUAUAUGCAAGUAAAUGCGCUACUGAUAUUUGCCUUGAACCUGAAGAAGAUGAUGCAAUAAUGUGUACGUUCUUGUUGAUAAUGGGAAGACUCUCUCUAAUGGCCCUGUUCCAUUUGUCCCAUAAUGCUCUUUCGACAUUGCUUGCGGAAGUUGGGCAGAGAAAAAGACAUGAACACUCAAUGAAAGAUGAUGCUCGAUUGAAGUCUAAUAUACGAUUGUGUAUAUAGCUGAAAGUUAGGCAUAUCCAAAUGCAUGACGAUGA
Molecule: messenger RNA, 1249 nt
Organism: Hibiscus syriacus
Lineage: Eukaryota; Viridiplantae; Streptophyta; Magnoliopsida; Malvales; Malvaceae
Exons: 4
Coding region: 131-925 (264 amino acids)
Source: RefSeq, a predicted model, not a curated record